AUGAUUAUUCGUUGAAGAAAGAUGAAGAAUGAUGAAGCCAGAGCACCAUUAAUGGUUGGAAAUCUGAAAGUUCAAACCUCAAUAAGAAUUAACGCUUCACCACUUCGUCCGUGUUCAGUGUUCCAACAAGGCAACAACUCAAACGUUGUCAACUGUUUGUUGAGGUUUCAUCAGCUUCUUCCAAUCAAUAUACUCGACCUAUCUCUCCUUGCUUCUCUGUUAAUUAAUAAUGGGUUUGGAGUUGUUCUUUUGGCUUAUCAUUUGUUUCCCUUUCCACAUCGCUUUUUUAGCCUCCACGUUCUACCAGGUUUUGAUGCUGACUGACUUAGAAGCCGAUUUUAUCAACCCAUAUGAUGCUUCAUCAAGGAUUAAUUACUUCAUCGUUCCUGAGUUUAUUGGGCAGGGAUUGUUGUGCGCUUUCUGCCUUUUAACAGGUCACUGGAUCAUGUUUUUGAUGACGGUUCCUGUUACAUGCUACCAUGUGAUGCUGUACAUGAAACAGCAGCAUCUCAUCGAUGUUACUGAAGUGUUUAGAGUACUUAACUCUGAGAAGAAAUUUCGCUUGGCCAAACUUGCGUAUUACUUAACAAUCAUCAUUAUAACUGUCUUCAGGCUUGUAUUGAUGCUUGUCAACUAUUUAGAUUUUGAAGAUGAAUGAUGUGCACAAACCUUUGAAUUCCCACUACCGACUUCACCACUGUGGUUUAAGGUGGUGCUUCUUUUUCGUCUUAUCCUUUUUUUUUUGUUAUUAAUUCUUUUAUGAAGGUGUGAUUGAGUCCCAUAGCAUAGGAUUUAGAACAUAAAUUCACAGCUCUAAGAAACAGAAAUCCGUCACUAAUUUGAACGAGUAUUGCCAACUAAGGUAUGUCUGUAAUUAUUUGAAUCCUGUUAGUCAUUCUCUCUUAAAAUAGCUUACCAACUAAUUUUUAUGGUAACUGAUAAUUAAGGAAUUAGAAAAUGGUAUUUGGGGUGAUUUGAACAUUGAA
Messenger RNA from Vigna unguiculata (cowpea), 986 nucleotides. Its product is annotated as protein cornichon homolog 1-like. The record is from RefSeq and is a predicted model, not a curated record. NCBI's taxonomy places the organism in Eukaryota, Viridiplantae, Streptophyta, Magnoliopsida, Fabales, Fabaceae. Gene Ontology annotation, biological process: vesicle-mediated transport.